Staurois parvus is the source of this 359-nucleotide messenger RNA. The record is from the annotation of a GenBank genome assembly. Lineage: Eukaryota; Metazoa; Chordata; Amphibia; Anura; Ranidae.
CAGUGCGCUGUGUCCCUCGGACACAGUGGAUCACCGAUCACAGAAGGAACCGAAGAUGUUGGCUCGGUCAUUGUGCCGAUGAUUAGUGUAUGCCACCUGUCAGUGUCCAUCAGUGCCUUAUGUCAGUGCUCAUCAGUGCCUCGUGCCAGUGCCCAUCAGUGCCUACCAGUGCACAUCAUACAUAUCAGUGCCCAUCUGAGCUGCCUUUCAGUGCCUCCCAUCAGUGCCGCCUAUCAGUGCCAUGUAUCAGUGCUGCCUUUCAGUGCCCAUCAGUGAUGCCUGUCAAUGCCCAUCAGUGCCACCUACCAGUGCCUCCUCAUCAGUACCCAUCAGUGCAGCCUAUCAGUGCCCAUCAGUGC